CACGAGCUAUAGCGGGUUGCAUCGAGCCGAGUUGAACGGUAAAACCGGCGCGGCGUGAGUUAGUCAGCCAGCAGAAGCGGGAACCGCGCCAGUCUGCAGUGAGUUCUCCGUGCGAGAGCUGCGCUCUCUUCGUGUCGUCACGCGGGGGUUGUUUUAUCUCCAUAGAUAGUAGACUGUUCAAAUCUAACUCCAGGUGCACAGAAAGAGAAACGAGAGCUUGUCGUACGAGUAGCCGAGAUUCAGUGAACACAUUUAUAAUUUUUCUUUUUUGUGAGUGACAAAUAAGAAGCCGCCAACACGCAGCGAAUAAAUCACAGUGUUCAAUCUAGAGCAAUGUCCUUGGAGGAGUCGCGACGCUCGCAGCGUCCGUACAGGUACGGGAUGGUUUUUCUUUGCGUCGGGGCACUGAUAAACUGGUUAGGCCUCGCGGAGAACUACGUCGAACCGGUACGAUAUGUCGGUGUUGCUUGCAUAAUCGCCGGCGCUCUUCUCAUAUGUGCCGCAAUGUGUUGUUGGCUGCACGCACCGCCAAGUAGGGCAACCAUGCACACACAACACACAAACCAUCCGAUCACGGCGCAGAUAGACGAUCCGAUUCACGUUAUCUCUAUCGAGGAACCUUCUAGUGGAUCCAGACAGAAACCGCCGGACUAUGAAGCCGUCACGGACGCGCCACCCAGCUACGAUGAUGCCAUCAAGCUGAAUCCUAGUCAUCUGCUGAGGACGAGCAACUGCUCCAUGUUGUCCUUGCCAGCCGUUCACAACAUGGUACCCAGAACUGUGGAGAUUGCCUCUAGAGACCCGACACCCUCGCCGCCGCCUCCGUAUGCGAGGUGAAAUUUAUGGUAUUAGCAAUCAUAUGCGCAACGAAAGAGGUUUGCGGCAUGCUGGAGGUCCAGCGUAUUGCAAUACGGCGAAGAACGAAGCAAGUGCAAAGAAGAGGACGACGUGAGAAGCGUGUCAGUAGUCAGUAGCUGUCACAGGACCGAUGACAAUGGAGAGAGCACACGAAGGAAUAAUCGUUGGCGAUUAACGAUAAGGCGUCGCGGCACUGGACCUCGUUUUAAGUAGACUAAAGAUAUGUGUUCGGAGGACGAAACAGAUAGUCCCCCACGCGGGACUCUGGUUUUGCUGAAUCGAUACAACGACAAGAGCGAAACGAAGGAGAUAGACGCAUAUGUCUUACGUUGAUUGAUGGAUCAUCAGAUUUCGCAACAAUUUGAGAAACUCGGGUGAGCUAGUACGAGUCGAAGAAUGCGUAACGAAUACUGUGCCUUCCGUUGGCGAGACACGAAAUACUCAUGACUCGACGGAGUUCUAAGAUUUCUAGUGAGUUUGCUGAUAAACAUUGAUGCUGUUGUCGACUUCGUUUGAUUAAUUUAGGGCGAGCCUAAAAUAACCCAUGUACGUUCAAUGCGAAUUCCUCGUUAUUGCGAGGAAUUAAAAGUAAAAAUAAGACAAGGAGGAGAGGAGUCCUAUAAAAAGUGUCGGAAUCGAAAGUUCCGAUCUGGUAUAGCUUAGACAAUCGUACGGCUUAUUUAAAGGAAAUACGUUUGCUUGCCAUAUGAUUUCGAUGAUUGUCCUUUUUACACUGUGUACAUACCACAUGCGAGAAGUUCGCACGUCCAUUUUAUUGUGAUACAUACGGUAAUGCAGGUAUUAUAAUAUAUUGUAUAAUACGUCAUUGUGACAUUGCUUUGUGAAAUAAGACUCUUUUUUUAUAAUGAAAAUGCAAAUAUACUGAGAGAGAAAUUUUAA
This is a messenger RNA of Ceratina calcarata, 1758 nucleotides long. RefSeq lists its product as uncharacterized. The transcript has 4 exons. Bases 334 to 837 code for a protein of 167 amino acids. The record is from RefSeq and is a predicted model, not a curated record. NCBI's taxonomy places the organism in Eukaryota, Metazoa, Arthropoda, Insecta, Hymenoptera, Apidae.